Messenger RNA from Perognathus longimembris pacificus (Pacific pocket mouse), 1011 nucleotides. RefSeq names its product tetratricopeptide repeat domain 32 (gene Ttc32). Bases 302 to 763 code for a protein of 153 amino acids. NCBI's taxonomy places the organism in Eukaryota, Metazoa, Chordata, Mammalia, Rodentia, Heteromyidae. Gene Ontology annotation, molecular function: identical protein binding. The record is from RefSeq and is a predicted model, not a curated record. The transcript is spliced from 3 exons.
CGGAAGGACUUCACCGUUUCCGGGCAGGUUCCACACACCGCGGGCACGGAAGUCACGUCAGACCUCCCGACCUGCAGCCGUUUGGGCUCUUCCGGGAAGCUAGGCGGAAGGAGGAGGGAAAGAAGAAGGCGCGACCCGCCUCUUGUCUCGCGAGAAUACGAGUACCCUUCCGCGAGCGCCGAGGGCUUCUUUUUUAAUUAGCAAAUGUAAUUCCGGGGUGCGGAAGUGGGCUCGUGGCGCCGCCCUUAUCGUCCACAAAGUCAAUUCCCCUCCCACACCGCGAGCCAGGCCCGCGGCCUCGAUGGCAGGCCGGCCGGGACACGAAGCCCAAACGGCCCUGGCCCUGGCCCAGACCCACUUCGACAAGGGAGAGUUUGCCGAGGCCGAAGCGCUGUACUCGGCCUACAUCCUCCAGUGCGCAAGCGCGGCACCCGCCACUGGCGAGGGUCGCGGGAGCAAAUGCAGCCCCGAGGAUUUGGCUACUGCGUAUAACAACAGGGGGCAAAUCAAGUACUUCAGGGUUGACUUUUAUGAAGCCAUGGGUGAUUACACAGCUGCCAUAGGAGUGCAACCCAAUUUUGAAGUUCCGUAUUACAACAGAGGGCUGAUACUCUAUAGGCUGGGAUAUUUUGAUGAUGCUUUGGAAGAUUUUAAGAAGGUACUAGACUUAAAUCCUGGAUUUCAAGAUGCUGCUUUGAGUUUAAAACAGACUAUCCUAGACAAAGAAGAAAAACAGAGAAGAAAUAUGGAAAAUAAUUAUUGAAAUUUUUAAUUUAAUUGAAAUAUUAACUCAUGGUCCUUAUACUGAUUGGCUCAAAUUUAAAGUAAGUGCUGAGCUAUUUUAAUUUAUAUUUAAGAUAAAGGAAUUCAUGAACUAGCAUUAAGGUUAAAUAAUACAUUUAAGGUUGUUAAUUUCAGGUUGAGAAAUUAUGUCAAAUACUUUGCCUCUUAUAAAGUAUAAGUAAAUCAUAUUAAUGUAUAAACAUAUAUUAUUACAGUAAAAUACCUCAA